Molecule: messenger RNA, 3036 nt
Organism: Armigeres subalbatus
Lineage: Eukaryota; Metazoa; Arthropoda; Insecta; Diptera; Culicidae
Gene: GLS
Product: glutaminase kidney isoform, mitochondrial
Exons: 5
Coding region: 378-2483 (701 amino acids)
Biological process (GO): L-glutamine catabolic process
Molecular function (GO): glutaminase activity; protein binding
Source: RefSeq, a predicted model, not a curated record
CCUCAGUCAUUCUUUGGGUUACUACGAAGUGGGAGUUUUGUGUGUCCUGGGCAUGUGAAAAGUGCCGUUCUUGAUUGCUUUUGAAGUGUUCUUAUCUAGCUAAUCUGUACAGUAACGAGAUUUAAUCUUUUUUCCCUAAAAUUGUUAUUAGUUCAUUUAACUUUAAAUGCCGGUAACCCUGCAAGUGUGAUUUGAAUUAGAUUGAAGAAAUGAUAAGUAAAUCGAUCUGAAGCAACACAAAUAAAUUCAGAUUUGGGGAAAAAUCGAUUUUUCUCAUUUCACCGCGUAACGCAUACAAGACAUAUUCGGUACAGCUGAUUCGAAGGGCAAAUCGUUCCAAACGAGGGCGUUUGAAUCAGCGAUUAAAAGGCGAAAAAAUGCAUCAUCUGAGAAACCGAUGUAACACCUCGGUGCUACUUUUCACAUACAACAGGCAAAAUUGGCUACGAGCUUCGCCUAUGAUCAACAACACCUGCAAUCACAAUCAUUUUGCCACUGUGACCGAUUCGAAAUGGAUCACAUCAAAUCAUGCCCAAUGGAGAUCAAAUGCAAGGCAAGAAAUGUACAAUCGAAGGAUCCUGAAAAAUGACUGUCCUACACAAUGGAAUCUCUACAACAUUGUGAAUCGUCGCAAUAUCCACUAUUCUAGUGUGAUCAAUGUACCUGUUUUACCUAAUAAAAUCUACAGCAAACGAGCUGCAUUUUACAAAGAUUAUGCAAACCAUGGAUAUAACAAUGAAACAGACUUUCAAUGCAAAAGACAUUUUUCAAUGGUCUUGAUACAACGCGAUGCUGACAAGAAACAUGCAGAGGACUUACUAUUCGAUAUGUUUAAAAAUGAAGACACGGGUCUUCUUAACAUUGGAAAAUUCUUGGCGGCUCUCCGGACAACAGGAAUCCGCCGAAAUGAUCCCCGCAUCGGUGAGAUGAUGGAAAAUCUCAAAAAGGUACACAAGCUAAACAACUAUGACGGUGGAUCGCCUUUAACGCAGAAUCUCAACGCGGAAACAUUCAAAGCGGUUAUCGCGCAAAAUAUCAUCCUGAUCGCUAGAGCCUUCCGGCAUCAGUUCGUUAUUCCAGACUUUCAGGGCUUUACUAAAGACAUCGAGGAAAUUUAUUGGAAAUGCAAGAGCAAUACCGAUGGGAAAGUAGCCAGCUACAUACCCCAGCUGGCUCGCGUGAAUCCAGAUUACUGGGGUGUUAGCAUUUGUACGAUUGACGGUCAACGGUUCUCGAUAGGAGAUUCGAAUAUUUCGUUCACGCUCCAAAGUUGCAGUAAACCAUUAACUUAUGCCAUCGCCCUGGAGAAGCUUGGUUCGGAUCUUGUUCAUCAGUACGUUGGCCAGGAACCUAGUGGUCGGAACUUUAACGAAUUGGUAUUGGACCACAACAAAAAGCCUCACAAUCCUAUGAUCAACGCCGGAUCUAUACUGACGUGUUCGUUGCUGAAGACACUGGUUCAUCCCGAAAUGACGCUGGCUGAAAAGUUUGACUAUACGCAGAAUUGGUUUAGCCGAAUGGCUGGAAACGAACCAUUAGGAUUCAAUAAUGCAGUUUUCUUAUCCGAGAGAGAAGCCGCCGAUCGAAACUACGCUCUGGGUUUCUACAUGCGUGAACACAAAUGCUAUCCGGAAAAGGCCAACCUACGUGAGUGCAUGGAUUUCUACUUCCAAUGUUGUUCAAUGGAAACUACUUGUGAAACACUUUCAAUUAUGGCUGCCACCUUAGCGAACGGGGGUAUUUGCCCAUUAACGGAGGAAAAAGUACUGCAAUCGGAGAACGUACGGGAUGUCUUGUCGUUGAUGCACUCUUGUGGAAUGUACGACUUCUCUGGUCAGUUUGCGUUCAAGGUGGGACUUCCUGCCAAAUCCGGGGUAUGUGGUGGUGUAAUGCUAGUAAUUCCGAACGUCAUGGGUAUUUUCAUGUGGUCUCCACCGUUGGACCCGCUCGGAAACAGUUGCCGAGGAGUUCAGUUCUGUGAAGAACUGGUAAACAUUUUCAAUUUCCAUUUGUACGAUAACUUGAAACACGGAUCAAAUAAAAAGGAUCCACGUCGCCAUCGUUACGAAACUAAAGGUUUAUCCGUUGUAAAUCUGUUGUUCUCCGCCGCUAGUGGAGAUGUUACUGCAUUAAGAAGGCACAAGCUUUCUGGUAUGGAUAUCACCUUAUCGGAUUAUGAUGGCAGAACGGCACUUCAUUUGGCGUGUUCCGAAGGGCAUUUGGAAUGCGUGAAAUUCCUAUUGGAGCACUGUGGUGUGCCUCACAAUGCUAAGGAUCGAUGGGGAAAUAGUCCUAUGGACGAGGCUGACACUUUCGGACAUAUGGAUGUCGUAAACUAUCUGAAGGAGUGGAAUGAAAGGGUUGAAUUAGCGAAAAAGACGGACAGCGAGACAGGAUACAACUCGGAUCAAGACAGUAUGAAAAGCGGAAAAUCUACAUCGAGCGAUGAAAGUGGAAAACAUCCAACAGACAUCUUGAAGUAAAUCAACGAUGUUCAGCCUAUGGUACCUAAUUGAAUGUAUUACUGGUUAUAUCAGUCAAUUGCAACGACUCUUGCACGAGUAGUUAGUAUUGGAUAAACAUUGCAGCUAUUUUGCAAAGUCUAAUUAGGAAUUUUCCAAAUACAAAAGAAUUAAAUAUUGUUAAGGUAAAUUUAUUAUUAUUGAAACAUGAACCGUCGUUUAUAAUUAAUUAUAAAUGCUUUAAAAUUAGGAAUGCUAUGUUAGUUUGGCUAUCUAAGUCUCAUGAACACUACAAAAUCAUUAUUUCUAAUAUUUUAAAUAUUAUUGAUCUGUGAAAAAGUGAUACACUUUAGAAUAUAAAUUAUCUGUAGGUUAUACAAUAAGUUUUGCUAAGAAAUGAAAAAAGGAAAGCAACAUAGAGACAAUAAUUUACCAAAUAGUUAAAACUUAGAAUAUUAUAAUAAUAAAUUGAUGUUGUUGAAAUGUGAACUCUAUAAAUUUGGAAUUAUGUGUGUUUAACGUACGAAUGCAUUGUGAAUGUUAUAUUGAGUGUAAUAAAAGGCGCACAUCAAAA